Westerdykella ornata is the source of this 3165-nucleotide messenger RNA. RefSeq lists its product as uncharacterized. Lineage: Eukaryota; Fungi; Ascomycota; Dothideomycetes; Pleosporales; Sporormiaceae. The coding region runs from base 115 to 2976 and encodes 953 amino acids. The transcript has 2 exons. The record is from RefSeq and is a predicted model, not a curated record.
AUUCUAUAUUCUCUUCCUCACAUUCCACAUAUUGAUCAUCUACGACUUCAUCUGGACGCGAGAACAUAUUCCACCGGCUUCGAAAACCCAAUUCUGCUGCGCAGCAGCAUUAUCAUGGCAUAUAUCGACAUGCAAACUCUCGAGGACGAGGUGGACUGGAGUGACGGUACCCUCGACUCCCCUCCAGCUCGUCCAGGUCUGGCCUCUUUGUCGGGAGCAGUACAACCCAUUAAACUGAGGGAAACGACGGUGGAGCAGAAGACAAUGACAUCACCUCCGGCUCUCCCUGAUUAUCUGCAACAACUACUGGACGGCAGUCGCGAAGUCCCCAAACCCAUCCGAUCUGUGCCAGCAGCAUCUUUAAACCACAACACAAAGAUUCCUCAGAGCAAUCAAAACAACGAUCAGUUUCUGGAGGACGCCAUUCUGUAUCAAGCCAACCAACGGGUCUACGAAGCUACCUUUAUCAAGACCUUCGUAGCUCAUGCCCUGGAUAGCAACACUCUCAACCUCGAAGCCUUUGCUAGCAACCCUGACGCCCUCGCGGUGAUCAAGGGAUAUCUUCAAAGCGUGUCGGAAAAUGUUGCGCAAUUGUCUGACAGGAUUGUAUGGAACACACACUACAAGACUGUCAAUGUUCUUUCUAAGGACAGCAACAAGGCUGUUCCGUUCCUUGAUGUUGACCGGUUCAAGAAAGACUUGUUUGGCGACUAUGCACCUCACCGGUUGGAUUCAGUUGUGCAGAAGCUGAACCAGUCCUGGCACAGAACCGGUCACCGACUAGGUAUGGUACAGUAUUCGGCUCUUGACUAUCCGCUCGACAAGCAAGGUUUUGCCCGUUCGCCAUUCCAAGAGAUCCAGGAAGCCUCCCGAGCUCUAAUGCGAUACGACGCAACUGAAAUGAGGAUGCCUAAGGGUCGCGUGUUCACCUUGACCCCAUCGAAAGCUGUUGAUAGUAUUACUGGUCACGGGCAAAGGCGUACCUCAGCUGCCGUACCUCCGAUGCAUCCGACUCUCCAGUAUGGAGAAAAUCGACCUGCAGUCAAGGAUGGCUCAAGGGAAGACAUAAUGAGUGGGGUAUUUGGGCAAUAUUCGACACUCACACCCGCAACAAGGAGACGUUCAAAAUCGACCCGUACCAGGCGCGUAGAGAACGAUGACAAUGUGCCACCGCGCCCAUCCGCGAUGGACACACUGCACAGCUUCAAGGAGAUGUUUCCUGAUUACAACCUAACCCAUCUUGAAGCACAUCUCAGCAAGCCGACUUUAGGAAGUCUGGUCCUAGACCGUUAUAAGCAGCAGCUUGCGGAGAGGGGUCGCCGUCAUCCAAAAGAAUCUAAUAAGCUCCCCCAGGACAUUGGAUCUAUCAUUGCAGGUGCUGUUUCCCGGAAUAUUCUAAAGCCUCCAUCCCCCGAGGUGCAGAGUACAAUUGACAGGCUUGCUAGAAAGCAGCUGUCAAGAGAAUUUCCCACUCAGCUUAGGACACGGAUAGUCUCUGCUUCACACACUAGCAAGGGGAACAGGAUGGACGUGUUGAAACGAAGGCGAGGAAGGCUGCAGAGCAGAAACAAGCAGGCCAACUCUAAGCGCAAGCGCGUACCAUCUAGAGAGCGACUCAGCAAGCGUACUCGCGUGGUGCCGGAGGCCGGUGUAUUGCUUCAGGCUGAAGAUGAUACUGGGGCAGAGAACGCAAGUAACUCCCAUAAGAAAGAAGAACAUCCCAGUGGCUCAAAGACUUUGGAACCGCACCAGGCCCUUCCCCCUGAGGCGUACUUCGAGAAGAAGGACGAGAAUGAGCAACUAGCCUGGCGCUGUGGUAUCAAGCAUCCCCUUGGACACUACUACAACGCCGGAGACCGUAGGGCAUGUCCCGGAUGCAACACCAAUAUUGAGCAUCAAACCCAUGCCGUUCAGAUGGACUUCUAUAUGCCUUCCAGGACAUGGUUCGCCCAACCAGCCCCAGACGUACUCUGGAAACCUCAACGAAGGAGUGGGAAACCCCUCAAGUGCCUGACCAGGUCCCAUAACUCCCUUGGCAAGGAGAUCUUUUGGGAAGCCGUCGAUGCUGGUGCCACAGAAGAUGAGGCGCGUCAACGAGCCGUCGACUUCCUGGCCGAAUAUCUCAAGCCGAAGCCAAAGCCUGAGAGGGUGUCUCAGCCAACUCCCCAGCCGAAAACUACUCCGGAACCUGUCGUUGAUCUUGGACCUCAUCCCAGUGGCUCUACGACUAUGGAGCUUGGCCAGAGUAUCCCCGAAUGCGCCUAUUUUGAAAAGGCUAAUCGCGAUGAGGUUGUCGCCUGGCGUUGUGACUCAGCUCAUGCCCUUGGAAGAUAUUACAUGGCGGGCGACAAGCGGUCGUGCCCUGGGUGUGGCUCUCACAUUCGUGGACCUGGCAAGCGUACCCUCAUGGACUUUUAUAUGCCUGCGGGUGCGGUGGUGAGGCAGGAGACGCAUGGUCCUGUGAAGUGGAAACCAAGGAGGCCUUAUAAGCGCAAGACGACGUCGGGGGAGCGAACGUUAGGGUUGUCGCAUAAUCAGAUCGCGGCACGCAAGGUCUGGAAGGCGGUGGACGAGGAGGGUCUAGCGUACGAGGAGGCUUUGGCAAAGGCGAUAAGGGAAACUGAUGAGGAACUCGACCGCAAAUACCUUAAAGUCGAGGCGAGGGAGGAGGACCAGGAAAAGGAGGAGGACAGUGAGGGUCUGGAGGAUGCCGAGGGUGUAACCGACGACGAAGCCAUGGGGGAGCCGCAAGAUGAGGAUCAAGCCAUGGCUUACGUUGAGGACGGAUUUUACGAAGCAGGUUAUGUGGGCGACGAUUUCAAGAUGGAUAAUGCUGGGCAUGACCCGUAUCUCUACACGGGCGGCUUUGCGAGGAAGGCUCCGGCACAGCAGAGUGCGCAGCCUGGUACGGAGGUGAUCUCCUUGGGAGACUCAUCUUCUGAUGAUGACAGCACGUCUGGUUCGGACACCGAGUAAGUGGCGACAUGAGGCCGGGAAGGGGAAGUGGCGCGAGAUGGUACAUGUUCGGUGUAUAUGCAUGCAUGGUGUUGGUUUUGGCUACUAGUGAUGAUGAGGAUCUGUGGAACUUGCAAAGGGGACCGGAGUGGCACAGGGGUGACAUGACGGAUUGGUUUGGACGGGCAUAUUGGGACAUGUCCCGUGAGG